UAUUGGUCUGGCUCCGAGUUCGAUUUUAUGUUUAAUCUCCAUUUACCAGGCUGCGACCCUCGCUUGUUUGGCUUGAUGCAAAUCAUUGCCACUCUCCGCCGAUCAGUGGUUAAAAUGGUGCAUAGGAAAGCUACUGGCGAUUACCAAGGUUAUUAAUAAUAAUGUCUGAGCAUUCCUUUCUCUGUGUCUGCAAAACGAUGUUCGGAGCCCAGAUCUAUUAAUAGUUUUUACCAUUUCCUCUGACUGAAUACUGACCAGGACUUGUAAAGAAUUUCGUAAACACACUGCCCGACUCCCAUUCUGGGUGCCAAUACCGGUAUUUUGCGGAUCAGGUUUUGUGCCUAGUAUACAGCCUAUACUGCUAGAAGUUCGGUUAUGUAGAGUGGAGUCUUGUUAAGAUCGUCUGUAAUGUGUUUACAUGGCCAACAAGGAAACACUAGGUCCGUGUAGAUAAACUGAUCGAUAACUGGGCAGAUUCGUUCUCGUGGCCCCGCUGGCCAACUGUUUGGUACGAUCGCUCCAGUGUCGUCUGCUUCCCAGAACCGAGAAACAUGGGCUGGUUGUCUGCGGCGUGCUAUGUCGUCUGUUUUGUCCAGGUUUUGGCGGGCCUGGAUGUGACCAUCUUCCCCAAAGUGAACCCGGUGUGGGUCCUAGAGGGAACGCCCAUCUCUCUUACCUGUCAAGUGAAGGCAGACAAGGAUGUGAUGCCAAAGUGGUUCAAACACUACAUUCCUCUCAACGACUAUGGCUUUGAAAUUUCCCGCUCAGUUAACACUGACCCAGUUACUGGAAUCGUAGAAUCGAACGUGACCGCCACGAGAAUGGAUGCGCAGAUAGAUGCGUAUGGAGUCUAUCUGUGUCAGGCUAACGUCAAGGAGAAGAUGAAGAAUGUUCACGUAUUCUCUGUAUUCUUACAAAAUUCAAACAUCACCGUCGGCGAGGACGUGACCAUCAUCUGCGACCCGCAGCUGUCGUUGGAGCAGUUAAACGUGAAAUGGAGCAAGGGCGGCCGCCCUGUCCGUGAGAUCCCCGGAUUGAAAGAGAGGCUAAAGCUUUCUCAAAACAACUACACGCUCACUAUAAAGAAUGCUAUGGCGAACGACUCCGGAGAAUAUCAAUGUAACAUCGUCUUCCUAGCCGGAACUCAGUCAGAGCAGUCGUUUCCUCAAACUGUCAAGAUGUUCGGAAAACCGUUCUUUUCUGAUCGCAACAUUUCUAAACCAGAAAUCGAAGUUACGAAGAACGCGACAGUAAAUAUUUAUUGCCCAGUCCAUGGAUACCCGACCCCUGACGUAACGUGGCUUAAGGGGGACGACAUCUUGGAACCGAACGACAAGAUCAUUAUAAAUGACCACAAGGGGGAGCUGACCUCGUCACACCUACAGAUUAUCGACGCCCAGGAGGAUGAUAUCGGUCACUACAUGUGCAACGCGGAAAAUUCUCUGGGAAGAACAUUCAAGAAAUUUCAAAUUAAAAUGGACGGAAUUAGUGGAGCAUCACGUGUCUCGUACAUUCUCGGUCACGUGAUUGUGUUCUCGGUGACAAUGUUUCUCUGCUUCCUGUAAGAUUUGGCAAUUGUGUAAUUAAAAAACUCCCCCUCCCCCCCACUCCCCCCGCCAACAAAAAAAAAGAAGAAAAAAGAAAAAAAAAGGAAAUCGUGUUCAAAUACUGGAACAUCAGGUUGACAUACUUUAAUCACAGAACGCUAAUGUGAAGGAUCGUGCGUUGAAAAGAAUCUAUCAGUUAAAACACACCCAACAGCGAAAAGUAUUGUUUGGGUUGUAGUCGAGAUGUACGAUCAAUACUCGAAUAAUGGAGAUUAUUGAAAGAUGUUUGGUUUUAAUGGAUUACUGUUAUUUCUGGUCCUCGUGAGCUGAUGCAUGGGAGUGUUCAGGUGCGCUCCUCGUGGCCGAACUUUGAACUGCAUCAAUAUCCCAAUACCCCUUGUUUGUCUGUUGAAUAUAAUGACCCUUCUCCCCACCAUUUUUAUUUUUUCCACGGUGAAGUAUAUAAUAUAUGGGUAGACGGAAAGUUUCUGGGGAUGAUCGUUAAUGUAAUUCGGCAUACUAUAGAUGCCCUUUUUAGUAACACCCAAUCCCUAGAAAAACCCUACACCCAUCUCUGGUACUGUAUUGCUAUGGUGAGAAUGUUCAAAUAGGAUCCUGCUCGAGCGUGUUAUCGCGUGAAGGAUCUUUCAAGGCAAUUUUCCACAGAUUUUAUCGUCGAAAACAAUGUGCUCAGAACAAGAAGGAAAAGGGCAAAAAAUGCAUUGUUCGAGUUGGCUGUUUGACUACAGUAAUGAUUGACAUUUCACGAUGAAUUGGCAAAAGCACUCAUUUUACCAUUUCAUGGAGGUGUCUAGUUUAUGAUAAAUACACUUCCAGGAGGAAAUGCGCUGACAUUUUCGUUACAGUAUUUUAGCUACAUUUUAAAUGACUUGAUAGACGUCUGAAAAUUUCGAAAGCGAGUUAGACAUGUUACUAUUAUUUGUGUAAAUAAUGUAUAAUAUGUUACUUAAUAUUUAUUUGAACUAUGUAAGAAAACGAAAACUAAUUGCUAGGAUUGCUAGGCAAUGAAAAGACUUAAAAAGUAAAUAAUGAACGGGUGUGACCGUGUUUUUAGAAAACCGUAUAGCCAUGUUAGACAUCUUGUUUCUGAACCUUAAUUAAAGUUAAAGUUUUUUUUUAGUUGAACGACGCCAUUGAGCACAUUGGUUUGUUAAUCAUCGGCUACUGGAUGUCAAAACAUUUGGUAAUUUUUACAUACCAGUAUAGUCUUAAAGCCAUUUUUUCCAAUAGUAGUAAGGGAUCUUUUAUAAGCACCAUCCCACAGACAGGAUAACACAUACCACGGCUUUUGAUAUACCAGUCAUGGUGCACUAGCUGGAACGAGAAAUAGCCCAAUAGGCUCACCAACGGGUGUGGAUCCCACACCGACCGCACAUCAAUCAAACGCUUUACCAUAGGGCUAUGCCCUCCCCCCCCCCCCCCCCCCCCCGAGGCUUGAUUAAACUACGACUAUACCAUAUUAAAUUAACGGUUUCCGAUUAUUAUUAUUAUUAUUAUUAUUAUUAUUAUUGUUAUUGUUAUUAUUUUAGGAGGCGAUUUAUAACAACUAGCGUAGCUAGGAUUUUGUAAAUGGGGAGGGCCGACAUUGGUGGGCCGACAGGAAAAUAUAUACGUGGUGGGGAAAAAGAGGUAUGACAUGGCGGGGGUGAGAGGUCCUUGGCCACCCAUUUGACUACGCUAGUGUUUAUAAUGGUGAGCAGAAGGGGCGUAGGCUGGGGCGGGCUUCGGACGAACACCCCCCCCCCCCCCCCAACCCCCGCUGAGGCUAAAACAUUUUUUGCAUUGCAGUAUUAGAUUAUUCAUAUAGGUGUCCAUGGAAAAUGUCAAGAGUCAUAGUCGAACACCCACCGGGUCCAGUCAACGCUACGCCCCUGAGCAGCAUUAAGCCUUAUUGUUGUCAGUGAUGACCUUUAACUGACAUUCGAUUUGCCACACGAGAGCCGUUUCCACUUCAUCACUCUCACGCUGUAUCGACCACCGGAUAUUGCGACUGGGUGAAGGCAGAGGCGAUCACACGUGAACUCGUACACUAUUCUAUAUGUAAACAUCGUCUCCUAACAGCCGUCACAGAGAGAAUGAAUGUUUGUUUAACGACACCUCAGCACAAUUUUAUUUACUGGCAAUAUUAUUAUUCAUGGAUGUGACUGACGUUUUGGCAGUAAACGUGACAUCAGGGCCCCGUUUCACGAAGUGAUCUUAGCCCUAAGAUCACCGUAACUGCACAGAUAUUAUAUGCACUUAAGGUGAUCUUAGUGCUAAGAUCGCUUUGUGGAACGGGGCCCAGUUACCAUCGCUUUACCAAAAUGGGUAUUGAAAUUGAAAAUGAUACUCAGUGUAACAUUGUUAAGACAUUUUCUCGUUUAGUUUUUUCAUAUUAUAAAUCCAUGACAUUUUAAGUAACAUUUUACAUCUAUACGGCUAGAUAUUUGGCAAUAAAUGUCAAAUACAUAUUGUAGUUAAAACUCAGCAUGUUACUAUUAAUACUCUUCUUUUUUUAAAUGUAGCUUUCUGUCAUUACAAAUGCAUGACAUUUUAUGUUCUAUUUUACACCUAUUUAAGAGAGCACCCAAACAUGACGUCAUUUAUUAUUAUUAUUAUUAUUAUUAUGAUUAAACACAUAGGGAGAUGAUUUAUAUUGUACUUAUAUUUGUAUUGGUAGAAAUACAUUUAGCUGGGCGGAAGUGGUAGAAAACCACCAAAAGGCAAAUUUAGUACAUAUAAAUAUUUAUGUCUGUUUUACAAUUUUAACAAUUCAGUGAUUGAAACCGACUACAAAAGUGCGGUUAUUCAAAACAUCCACCCCACAACGGAUAGAACUAACUGCACGAUGCCACGUUUAUUUCAGGAAACGUCAAUAAAGUAUUAAAUGAUGUUUGUUAUUCUCGUGUACUGAAUCAUGUCACAUGUCUUAUUUAUCGUAUGCAUAUUAUAUUUAGUUAUUACAUACGUGUCAUUUCUAAAGCUUUAAACGGUUACAUUACACUUAUUGUCUUCGACACUAAUUAGAUGGAUGUAUUUCCCUAGAAAGCUUUGAAAAUAAUUUCGAGAGGUAACCGAUUUUUACAUAAUGUAAAUGUUUGCUUCUAUUUAUGCUUACUGUCUUUAAUAUCAAUUUUGUAUAUGCGAUUGUACAUGUAUAUAGUCUCGUAUAGAGAGAUUGUGUGUAUGUGCGUGCAUGUAUAUGUGUGUGUGCGUGCGUGUGUGUCAGAGAGAGAGAGAGAGAGAGAGAGAGAGAGAGAGAGAGAGAGAGAGAGAGAGAGAGAGAGAGAGAGAGAGCUAUUUAAUGUUAACAAAAAUGGCAUUGUAUAAAUAAAGAUACAGUAUUGUAUACAUGUAUAUUAUUUGGAAUGUUUAUUACAGUAGUCGAUUUCUCAUUUUAAAUUGGGGUUUGUUUUGAUAGCAGUGUUAUGAAUAUGUAUCUAUCAAAUUAAAGUUGUAAUGUUUAACAUAUGCAUAUUUAAACAUAAAAUUUUAGAAUAGA
Messenger RNA from Gigantopelta aegis, 5049 nucleotides. Its product is annotated as hemicentin-1-like. Gene Ontology annotation, cellular component: neuron projection. Bases 552 to 1565 code for a protein of 337 amino acids. The record is from RefSeq and is a predicted model, not a curated record. The transcript has 5 exons. Lineage: Eukaryota; Metazoa; Mollusca; Gastropoda; Neomphalida; Peltospiridae.